Messenger RNA from Yamadazyma jaroonii, 2313 nucleotides. NCBI's taxonomy places the organism in Eukaryota, Fungi, Ascomycota, Pichiomycetes, Serinales, Debaryomycetaceae. The record is from the annotation of a GenBank genome assembly.
AUGUUUGGUACAAAUACAAAACCCGACCUGAAAUCUCCUAAUUCAAGGGAUCCUGUCAUACCAAAUUUAACCAUAAAUUCCCCCAGCUCGAGUACCAGUAACGUAUCGCCAGGAACAUUCACUAAGUCCAAGCCAAGUCUCAAAUUGAACAUGAAGACCCACUCCCCGGCUCCCAGGAGUAUGGCCUCCAUCUCCAACACCAUCCCCAACUUCACCAACUCGGGACCCUUCUCCCCCGGUCUUUUCACAUCCAAAAGAGUGUGGGUCAAACGUCACAACGGUACUGCCACCACCCUCAUCGUCAACCAGAACGAUAUCAUUGAUGACUUGAAGUCGGCCAUCAUCACCAAGUUCCCCAAUGCGCUAGGGAAAUUCUACGACCCGGCCGACCUCACUAUAAAGAUGGACCUACAGUCUCGCAAGCCUGUGACAGCAGUUCCUGGCAAUUCGCAGCAGCCUCCUAAGAAAGUCAACAUUUGGACCCAGUCGGCAUCCCCAGAUAGUGGACUCCCCAGUACGUCCCCCGUCUCUACAACGUUCAAAGAUUCGGUCAACAGAAUGACACAAAACGUCAACCUGAGCCAGUAUAGCUACAUCAACCUCGAACCCGACCAGAACGUAUGGAACCUUUUGGACUUGUACUUCCCUGGAGGCAUGGCGAUGAACGAAGCGUUCAUUAUCGAUACCCCCAUCAUGGAACCAGACCCACACCAGGAAGCGUAUCAUCCGCAGGGGAAAUUUUUUGGUUCCAGCACCAACUUGAAUUACUACCAAUCCACCUCACCAGUUCAGUCCAACCCUCCUUAUAAUAGGUCGUUGACGCCUAAUUCUGCUAAUUCAGGAAACUACUACCACCAACCACAUCCUCAGUACAUGAAUUCUGGGGCCAUUUAUAAGGAUAGGUCGGCGUCACCAAAUAAUGCUAAUCUUAAAGCAUCCCCAUUACCUAGUGGGAACUUCCACCGCCGUUCGCAAUCCAAUCCUCCCCAAUCUCCCAUCUCCAAUAAUUUACACAUGAAGUCCCAAAAUACCGCGAACACCUCCACCAAUGGUACCACUGCUAGUACCACACCUAACGCCAACCAGGCGGUAUUGCUUCUUCCUAAGAACUUCUCCCUUUCCAAUACCCAACAGUCUGAUAAGAAACGGUUAAGUUUGGACGAGAAUUUUGUCCGUAAUCGUGACAAGCUCCUCACGUCGCCCUUAGGGAAGGGUUCGUUGACGGACAAUAGCGAGGAUUCACAGUCUCCCCAACCAUUCCCUACAUUGAUGGAAUCAAGGAAGGGCGCCUUACCCAAGUUGGACGUCCAUGGAAGAAACAUCGAACCAACCUUGGACAGUCCUGAUACUCCUACAGACCAAAUGAAGAUGGAAACCCUCAAUUCCUUGAGUAGAGGGUCUAGUAAUAGUAGUAACUCCAGUCGCGGUAGCUCGGGGAACAACAGUGGUAAAAAUAGCGUCAGCUCGUCUAAAAAUGGCGGUAGUGCGAAAAAUAGUGCCAACUCCACCAAGAACAACAGUGCAAAAAGUAGUACCAGUGGACCUAGCGCUGGUGGGAAAGCUGGCGCGGGAAAAACUACCACCGGAAACCCCACCGAUAGCGAGGAAAAGGAACCAGAAACCGUUAAAAGACAAUCAUCAGGAUCUAAAAAGAAUGAACUCAAAGCCAAAUCUGCUACGGAAGCCGUACUACCAUCCAUCUCGGUAUUGGUGGUGGAAGAUAACGCCAUUAAUCAAGCCAUUUUAGGGGCGUUCCUCAGGAAACACAAAGUCCACUACGAGAUCGCUAAAAAUGGUGAGGAAGCUAUCGCCAAAUGGCGUAAGGGAGGGUUCCAUUUAGUACUAAUGGAUAUCCAGUUACCGGUUAAAUCAGGGAUUGAAGCCACCAAAGAGAUCAGGUACCUCGAGAGAAUCAACAAGAUCGGGGUGUUCGCCGAGAACGAACAAGGCCCUAAGUCGGAGGAAUUGGUCGAUAGCGAGAAGCUCGACCUAGAAAUCUUCCGUUCCCCAGUAAUCAUCGUCGCGCUCACAGCAUCGUCCAAUUCUUCCGUCGACAGAAGUAACGCCUUACGUGCUGGGUGCAACGAUUAUUUGACCAAGCCAGUGAACUUGGUUUGGUUACAAAACAAGAUCACCGAAUGGGGAUGUAUGCAAGCAUUGAUUGAUUUCGACGGGUGGAAGACCAAACGGUCGACGUUUAAGACCAGCUCCGGCAAGAUCUUAGGCUCUACCACCACCUCCAGGUCGGGAGCUCAGUCCACCAAUAAAAUGAUCUUGGGAGGCAGCUCACAAAGGCAUCAGAAGCAAUUAUAA